Messenger RNA from Penicillium subrubescens, 729 nucleotides. RefSeq lists its product as uncharacterized. The coding region runs from base 1 to 729 and encodes 242 amino acids. Gene Ontology annotation, molecular function: protein serine/threonine kinase activity; RNA endonuclease activity; ATP binding. Gene Ontology annotation, biological process: protein phosphorylation; intrinsic apoptotic signaling pathway in response to endoplasmic reticulum stress; IRE1-mediated unfolded protein response. NCBI's taxonomy places the organism in Eukaryota, Fungi, Ascomycota, Eurotiomycetes, Eurotiales, Aspergillaceae. The transcript has a single exon. The record is from RefSeq and is a predicted model, not a curated record. Gene Ontology annotation, cellular component: IRE1-TRAF2-ASK1 complex.
AUGAGAUUUUCCUACGUCCAGAUCUUUGCCCGGCGGGAUGGCGUAUUAUAUUCAGGGAAAUGGUCAAACCGACAUGAAUCUCCGAAUACGCUCGAGGAACUUCAAGAACUUAAGCAAAUCCCGACCGAGGACAGGGGCCCGGAGAUUAAAACAGUCUGGUCUGCGGUGUUUGUGAAAACGCCAAAUCUUCUCGCAUAUGUCGAUGGAAAUCUCGAAAAGCGAAUCUCUCGCGAAGUUGAAGCCUGCGAAAUCCUUCGGAAGAAACCCCAUCCGAACAUUGCGACUUAUUACGGCUACAAUGAAAGUCACGGUCGAGUCUCUGGCUUAUGCUUCAAGCGAUAUACGUCCACCUUGCUUGAAGCGGUCAAUCCUCAACGCCUUAACAAGGCCGCCUUUCUUUCAAGCCGCCGCGAACUAGUGACGGAUUGUAUGAAAAGCGGCCUUCAAGGGCUCCUGGAUGCUAUCAAACAUCUUCACUCGCUUGGGCUUGUCCAUAAUGACAUCAAUCCUGCCAACAUUAUGCUCGACGAAGAGGGCACACUCAUUCUCAUCGACUUCGAUAGCUGCCGAUACAUUGGGGAGUCCCUACGCAGCACGGAAACAAAAAGGACUCAACACUGGCACGACCCUACUGUGGAAAUAUCCAUCGAAAAGAAUGAUUUUGACGCUUUCAAAGAUCUGCAAACCUGGCUGACUGGAUCAACUGCUGAAGACUUCAUUUUUCUAUAA